CUUAAAAUAAAUGUAGAAAAUCCAAAUAAAAACUCCAUCAAAAAUUCUGUAACAAGUAUUGAAAAUAAUUUAGAAAAUUUUGAGGACGAAAAUGAAAUAGAAGAAUUAGAAGAUGCAGACAUUCAAUUGUACGGAAAAGACUUCGAGCCUAAGAUGAUACAUUUUGAGAACAACUUUUAUUGCAGAAAUGCAAUGUUUUAUUUAGCCAUAGAAAAUGCACACAGACCAUUGCAACUUGUUAGGAGACUGUUAACAGGAAUAUUUAAAAAAGUAGCAUUAAUGAACGGUACUCUGACUGGACAAACUGCUAGAGCACAGGAAAGAGACCGGCAAUGCGUAAAAAUGACAUGUCUACAUCCCUUUGCCAUUAAUGCAAUAGUUGGUUUUUCUAUUGAGCAUGGGAUAAAACAUAGUUGGAUCCAGCAAACAAAGAAAGAGUUACAUCGAUCUAUAACACAAAAAAUUGUAGAGAUAAAAAGAGAGUCAAGAAAUGAGCUGUAAAGUAGCUCAUUUCUUCUUGCUUCUUUUUUUAUUUUUCUUGUUUAACGUAAGUCAAAACAUUUACGUUUCUUUUUCCAUGAAUUAAAUAAUCCCAAUUAGUAAUAUAAUUUAGUAAUAGUGUAAUAUUAAAUUUCUGGUAAUACUUGAAUUUAUUAUAAAUACAAUUCACAGCCUUUUUUUUAGAUUACUAACUAAAACUGUAUAUUAAGUAUAAAUUACAUUAGACUAUCUUGAAAUCCGUGAACCAUUUCGUAAGAAAAUUUGUUUCAAAUUCUAAUUGUAUUCGAAUCAAAGAUUCAAUUUGAUUCGAUUAGACAAAAAGAUUGUAGAUUAGAUUCAAUUUGAUUUCGAAUAUGUUAUAAGAAACUCGAUUUAAUUUAAUCUCACAAAUUUGAUUCAUGUAACUCUAAAGUCCUUAUAUCUCUAAAGUUAUAUACUGCUUGAAAAAAAAUCUUUAAAUGUCUAUUUUAUUUUAUUUACCGAGAUUUUUUAAUUCGUGAAUUUCAAAACACCAUAUGUAUAUUUAAUACAGUUAAAAUAUUAAUAACUUUUAUUCAAACAAAAUCAGUAUAAUGACAUAAUACUUUAUUAAAUAUUUACUUUUUAUUAAUGUCUUGACAAAAACUCUUUUUCGUUUUUGUAUUUGUAAGAUUGUUAUUAAAUAUCGAAUUAAUAGCUAUAAUUGUCAUU
Molecule: messenger RNA, 1191 nt
Organism: Solenopsis invicta (red fire ant)
Lineage: Eukaryota; Metazoa; Arthropoda; Insecta; Hymenoptera; Formicidae
Exons: 3
Coding region: 154-501 (115 amino acids)
Source: RefSeq, a predicted model, not a curated record